Molecule: messenger RNA, 3855 nt
Organism: Candidozyma haemuli
Lineage: Eukaryota; Fungi; Ascomycota; Pichiomycetes; Serinales; Metschnikowiaceae
Gene: KIN2
Product: serine/threonine protein kinase
Exons: 1
Coding region: 1-3855 (1284 amino acids)
Biological process (GO): microtubule cytoskeleton organization; intracellular signal transduction; protein phosphorylation
Cellular component (GO): cytoplasm
Molecular function (GO): ATP binding; protein serine/threonine kinase activity; tau-protein kinase activity
Source: RefSeq, a predicted model, not a curated record
AUGGACGGCCACAGGCAGCCUUCGUACCACGGCCACGCCACUCGAACAUCUCUGGGAUCCCAUAAACAGGCUGCUUCGUCCAAUCAGCCUCCUCCAGGUUCGUAUCCGUCGCCACAAGGCCACCAGGGUCCUCAUUCGUCGCAACCAGCGACGCCUCGUAUGCUUAGAAGUGUGUCUAAUCUGAUUAGGGGAUCGAAAGAAAUGGAUCUUCCCAUGGACGGAACGGAGCUGCUGGCGCCAGCACAUGCUCCCAGAGCUCCCGAGAAGGAUCUCUUGCCGCCAGCGACGCUUUCGCCGCCGCCGCUUGUGAAUAAGAAGCAGGGACUGAGUCUGGGCCAGCAACAGCAGCAGCAGCAGCAACAACAACAACAACAACAGCAACACCAUCAGCAUCAUCACCAACAUCAAAGCAGCCAGAAUCAUCAAAGUUCUCGUCUGAAACAACCGUCUGGCCAGCCAGGACAGACCUCCGGCCAGCAACAACCAAACCAGCAGCAGUUCCAUAGAAAAUCUAUUGGUGAUUGGGACUUUAUCAGGACCAUUGGCGCUGGUUCAAUGGGUAAAGUGAAAUUGGCUAGGCAUAACGCUACUGGUGAAAAAUGUGCAGUGAAGAUUGUUCCUAGAGCUGCUAAGUUGUACCAGCGUGCUCAUUCAAACGACCCACCACCAAAUCUGGCCGAAGAAGCCGCUCAGAGACAAAAAGAGUUUGAAAAAGAGGUGGCUAGAGAUAAAAGAACCAUCAGAGAAGGUGCCUUGGGUCGUCUUCUAUUCCACCCUCACAUUUGUCGUCUUUACGAGAUGGUGCCCAUGACAAACCACUAUUAUAUGCUUUUUGAGUAUGUCGAGGGCGGCCAGUUACUAGACUAUAUUGUUUCACAUGGCUCGUUGAGUGAAAAAUACGCCCGGAAAUUUGCCAGAGGCGUGGCUCUGGCUUUGGAUUACUGCCAUAGGAAUAACGUUGUGCAUCGUGAUUUAAAGAUCGAGAAUAUCAUGAUCAACCAGAAAGGUGAUAUCAAAAUCAUCGAUUUUGGCUUAUCCAACUUGUACUCGCCCAAGAGCCUUCUUAAGACUUAUUGUGGGUCGUUGUACUUUGCUGCGCCCGAGUUGUUGAGCGCCAAACCGUAUACUGGGCCUGAAGUUGAUGUUUGGUCCUUUGGUGUUGUUUUGUAUGUUUUGGUAUGCGGAAAAGUGCCGUUCGACGACCCGGUCGUUUCUGUGUUGCAUGAGAAGAUCAAGCGAGGCCAUGUGGAGUAUCCCUCUUUCAUUUCCAAAGAGUGUGUCUCGCUUCUCUCCCGUAUGCUCGUGGUUGAUCCAACGAAAAGAGCAACUUUGCAUGAAGUAAUCCAGCAUCCAUGGAUGAGCAAGGGCUACGAUUUCCCUGUGCCCAGCUACAUCUCUAAAAGGGCUCCAUUGACUUUACCGCUUGAUCCAGAGGUCAUCAAGACUAUUUCUACACUUGAUUUGGGCUCCUCCCAAGCAAUUGUGGAGGAGCUUACCAGUGUAAUUUCGAGCCCAGAGUACCAGAUGGCCGCUGAUAUCUGGUACAAGCAUGCUAAACAGGGCCGUCCAUACGUGCCUGGCCCCAACACUCAUAUGUUGCCUGAUCCUACUGGUGGCUUCAAUCCGCUAGUAUCGAUUUACUACUUGGUCGAUGAGAUGAGAAAACGUAAGAAGGCAAAGGAGGAUGCGUUACGGAACCAAUUGCAGAGUCAGCUUCAGGAAAGCGACUCCAAGGCUCACGACCAGGUCCACCAGCAGAUCAACAUACAGAGGCAACAGCAUAACACUCCUCAGAUGCUCUCUCCUCCAGGCGGGUCACCAGUUCCUCCACAACCUCAGCUUGGUCCUUCUGCCAACAUCCCACGCCGUUCCGCCUCAGAGCAUCACAGUUCUCUGCCACAACCUCCUCCAAAACCUGCACAGCCUGUUCAACAGGUGCCUACAUUACAGUUCCCAGAACAGGCCCAUACUCCAAUGGUUCCAAGUGCAUUCAAUAGGGAAUCACAGUCUCCAGGGCUUCCUAAUGAAGGUAAGGUUCAACAGCAAAUGAUGCUGCAGCAUAGUCCUCGUGAGUCUAUGAGUGGAGGUGAAUCAGAUCACCAAUCUGGGAAACUGGGACUCAAUUCGCUUUUGCGCAAGUUAUCUGGCAAGAAAUCACAGCAUCCACAUGGCUCGCCUUCAAGAAGCGGUGCUUCUUCACCACAUAAAGACGGCGCCAUGGACCCUGUUGCGUUCGCUCCAGACAGGGUAUCGCAAGAUUCGAACAAUAUGUCGCCACAGAGAAGUGGGAAAUCGGAUCCUUUGGUUCGUCGUGGUGUAAGUAUGAAGGUUACCGCCAAGGAGAAGUCCAGUGGAUCUCGUCUUAAUGUUGGCAAGGAGUCCAAGGAACGUGAUCCACCAAGACAGACUUUGGAUCCUAAUGCUUCGAACUACAGAGGCCAUUCGAGAACACCUUCUGCCAACCGUGGCUUUGUUCCUGCUGAAUACUUACCGCCAUUGCCUAACCUCAACACUCAGGAACUCAAUGCUGGCAAAGGCAACGAAGUCACCAUCAAGGCUGAAAAACCACGCACUUCAACUGAAGGCAAGAAGUUCCAUCCAACUGCUCGUGCUAAAUCUGUGGGUGGACAUAUCCGCAAAGAUGGUACUCUUCGUUCCGAUCAACAACAUCCAGCAUUGCCUAAUAACAUGGCUGCGCAGAACAGCGACGAAGGCAUCGAUAGAGACCACGAACGUAACGAUGCCAUGUUUGAUGAUGUUACUCUUGACGAUAAGGAGUAUCCACAUCUUCCUCAUAUGACAGAGCAGCAGAUUGUGGACCAGUUUGCUCAUGCCAGACGCAACAGCAUGCCUUCGAUUGAGUACCCAAAGACGUUGUUCUUGAAGGGAUUCUUCAGUGUUCAAACAACAUCCACGAAGCCGCUCCCAGUGAUUCGUUACAAUAUCCUCAAUGUAUUGACGAAGCUUGGCGUCAAGUUCCAGGAAGUCAAGGGAGGGUUCCUUUGUGUUCAUUCGGCUUCAAUAGCAUCCAAGCACACUGAAUCAGAAGACGAAACAAGCGCCAUUAUUGACGAAUACAGACUGGACGAUAAUAACGAAGAACGCAAGCUUUACGGUGACGCUUUCAGCCAAUCGUCCGAUUCAGUACAGAAGCAAGUUCCUCCUAGAACGAGAACGCCCGAGCCUCAGGAUGUCCAGACGCCAACGAUCCAGACUCCUCAGACCCGUACGCCUCUGAACACGUCCAGGCAACCAUCGAGACAGCCAUCCUUGCAUUUGAACACCAACAUGUUGUCUCCACCAUCGGGAGGAAAUAACUACAAGGGUCACCAAAAGUCGAAUUCUAUUGGCGGAGGCCACAGAAGAAAGUUCUCCAUCGGCCAAUCGAUUCUUGGCUCGUACAGAAAGAAGAACGGUUCCCAGACGUUGAUGCCUCCAAACACGCCAGCUGCAGCCAGAUUGAACAAGCUGCUUAUUGGAUCUGCCGACAUUGACUAUGACGACCUUGACGAAGAGACCCGUGCACAGUUGCAACAAUUCACUGACGAUGAUUCAGUUGACUCGUUGAACGGGCUUGCCCCUGGCGGAGGAAGCGAUAUGCUUGUGUCAUCCCGCAUUGAACAAAGGGCCAAACAUCAAAGGUCGCCAAGUGCAUCCAUGACGGUGGCAGAGGAAGAAGAAGAGGAGGGCCAAGGUGGCUCCAAGGUUCUGAGAAAGACGCCAUUGAAGUUUGAGAUCAAUAUCGUCAAGGUUCCACUUGUUGGGCUCUACGGUGUUCAGUUCAAGAAGACGCUUGGUAAUACCUGGACGUAUAAGACAUUGGCAUCGCAGAUCCUUGAAGAGUUGAACUUGUGA